AUGGGUCUUCGGUUAGAUAAUUCAGACAGCGAUAGUGACGAUGCGACCCAGCAUCGGACGAAACGGGUUCGGAUAUCAGAAAGUGGAGAUUAUGUGCUGCCAUACUCCAACAACCCCAUUACCGCCAAUAACUCCAAUACGUCCAACGAAUCACCAGCAAACAUCCCUGAACAAAGUCCUCCGGUGAGGAAUCAAAUGACAGAUAUCAUGAGCUUCGCUUACUUGCACGAUAACUCAAUAUUUGUACAAAGGCUCCAGGAGCCAGCAGAGCUUAGGCGGAGUAAUGCUAUUAGAUUCCGACAUUUGUUACGACCUCCAUUAAUAUUCAGAAGGACUGAUGAGGUCAAUCUUGGACCGGAAAGCUUUGAUAACAUAUUUAUGUCUGAGAAGAACAAUGACUCUACCGAUUUGCAGGAACAACGGGAGGAGAUAAAUCUUAAGGCUAUCGAACAUGGAAAGAAUAAGUUUGGACAACGCCUGGCAUCUGGCGUAGUGAAGAAUGCUGGGGUUAAACGAACGCGGUAA
Molecule: messenger RNA, 525 nt
Organism: Komagataella phaffii GS115
Lineage: Eukaryota; Fungi; Ascomycota; Pichiomycetes; Pichiales; Pichiaceae
Exons: 1
Coding region: 1-525 (174 amino acids)
Source: RefSeq, a predicted model, not a curated record